CCACAGCGGGAACACAAUGUCAACCACUUUUUCAGGUUGGAUGCAGUACUCACGACUGGGCGGAGGGAGAAGCUACAUGCUGGCCAAGUGCUGCGCCCACCCAGCAUCUGAAGCAGUCUACUCCUCAACAGUGACAUGAAGGCUCGGCCAUGAGAAAACUUGCAAUGAUGAAGGGGAUAUUCUGAGCAUAUACGAGAAUAAGCAGUCACAUAAUUGCAAUAACUAGAGACACAUGUGGCAACUGGAGAAGCAACUCUCCAAUAGCAACAGACCCCCAGCCAAAAACUAAACAGUGAAUAAGAGCUGCUCCAACCAUGAAUUUGAAAAGACGCCAAUGCUCUUCAAACAUUGCAAAAUGUGCCUUUCUCAUCGCUCUGCUGGCGGUGCUGAUCUUUCUUGUAGCCCGCAUGUGGCAUCCAAGUCUCACAGCACAGUUCAGGUUGAGAGGAAGUCCAGGGACUUGCCAAGAUGAAGGACUCCAUGCCAACAAAUUGUCCGUAGAAGAAGUUGAAGAAGCUACAAACUCUCCCGGGAAGAAAAACAACACCAUUAUAGCUGAAACAGGUUUGGAGAAACCUGAGCCAGUCAAGACUACCCAGAUGAAGGGGAGAGACUUUAAUGCCACUUUAAUCCAUGGUCUGUUCCCUUACAUCAUCAAUGAACCGGCAAAAUGUCAAGGUGGUCAAGCAACACCAUUCCUGGUCUUUAUAAUAACCACAGUGGCUUCAGAGGUGGAAGCCAGGAGUGCCAUACGGCAGACCUGGGCAAACCAGAGUUUGGUGCCAGGUGUGGGAGUUAUCCGCCUAUUUCUGCUGGGAAAGCUGGAGGGAGAGGUGGGAAGUUCUCAGCAAAGGAUGCUCCAAGAAGAGAGUGACAAGCAUCAUGAUAUCAUUCAGCAGGACUUCGUAGACUCCUACAACAAUAUGACACUGAAGACCCUGAUGGGUCUGCACUGGGUGGCAAGGUACUGUCCACACGCGGGCUACGUCAUGAAGACCGACAGUGACAUGUUUAUCAACACGGAGUACCUGAUCCACAAGCUGCUCAGACCAGAGCUGAAGCCCAAGACAAACUAUUACACAGGCAGAAUCAUAGAACAUGAGUUAGCUCAUCGUGAUAAAAAGAGCAGGUGGUACAUGUCUGAAGAGGAAUAUGGAAAAGCAGAGUAUCCCACCUUCUGCUCUGGGACUGGUUACGUGCUGUCAGCAGACCUGGCUGACAAGAUUCUCAGAAUAUCUUUGAACACACACAUAGUACACCUGGAGGAUGUCCACGUGGGGUUGUGUCUAAGCCAGCUCAGGGUGAAGCCCACCAAGACGUCCAUAUUGCUAUUCAACCACUACCAUGUGCCGUUCACACGCUGCAUGUACAGCAAUCUGAUCACCUCACACCAAAUUACACCAAAGGAAUUACUGCAGUACUGGACCAGACAGCAGAGAAACAAGAACAUAUGUCAAAGGAUGGGACAAAGGAACUUGUGAGGCAGUCAAUCUCCACACCCCUUGGACUGUCAACAAAGUGCUUGCUGACAUCCAACAUUAAAACAAGGAUUCAAUUCAAGGAGAUUUAUUUGGCAUAGCUGUACACAUUUGCACAUGUACGCUACCACAUUUGGACUCAGGUCCUGGCAAGAUUUAAGAAAAACAGUAAUAAAUGGGCAAUAAAGAAAUAAUAAAUAAGGACUGAUAUUAGCUGGUUAAAAACACUGAGUGGUUGCUUGCAUAUUUAAUUUAGCCAGAGAAAGAAUAGAGGAGUUUAACCUAGAGCAAUUUGUUAUAUUCUUAUUUGGAUUAUUCUGCUUUCACAUAGUUAGCAUGCUGGCCUCACAGUCAGGAGAUUGAACUAUGUGUGUGUGGGAUGGCUUCAUGGGAGACUAUAAACUGUCAGUGUUGCUUUGUCAAAGCAGGCAUGUGCGGCGUUUAGCUGAAGACCCAUUCAGGGUGUUCCACACCUAUCCACCCAAGUCAGCCAGAGGGUGUGUGGCAAUGUGAACUGGUCAGUUGAGGGACAACUCCUGUAAAGUACACCAGUCACAAUAAUGACACAAUUGACUGAAAAGCACUAAGAGUGCAAGCCUUCGCCAAGCUCCACCUCUCAAUGGAAAAGAAUCCUUGAAAAACAUUGUGCAGAUCACCCACAACACUUUUUCCCUUAUCUCAUUUCUGUCAGAUCUGGAAAGUUUCAUACACUUGUUUCCAAACAGGCUGCUAGAGCGUUUAGUCUUUGCAUUGGUCUCACUGCUUGUUGGUCAUCUUUUAAACGCCAUGUGUGUGCUUAUUAUAAGGCACACCAAAAGAACACUAAUUUGGGACGAUUUACUACGCAGUGAAUUCUUUUGAAUGAAUGGUUUACACAUGAAUGACGUGAUGUGUCAUUUUCACUCAAAGAAUGAAUAAAGAGUCUUACUGCUGUCUAUUGACUAACUGCAGUUUGUGCGGUACUAGAAUGUAUUGACAUGUACCUGUACGUGCAAAAUGAUAAUAGCCAAAACUUUAAACAUAACAAUGUCAGUAAAUGCAAUCAUACAUUCAGAUUAAACCUGGGACUCAAACAUCCCCAUAUAUCCACACUCUACACAGUGUUUUACUCCUUAACUGAAGAUAUGUUGUGGACGUUAAAAUACUUGUUCUUACCGUCACAGACUUUAGAGUCAUGCCGUGGUACGUCCCCAUGGUGUCAAUCUUGAAACCCUCCGUUUCUGGAAGACAAAAACCAGAGACAUGGAGUUGGUGCUGACUCACUUUAGGUGGUCUACAACAUCACUUUUAGGCACAGCCAGCCAUGUCACUUUAGGUG
Entelurus aequoreus (snake pipefish) is the source of this 2796-nucleotide messenger RNA. RefSeq names its product beta-1,3-galactosyltransferase 2-like. Lineage: Eukaryota; Metazoa; Chordata; Actinopteri; Syngnathiformes; Syngnathidae. The record is from RefSeq and is a predicted model, not a curated record. Gene Ontology annotation, molecular function: N-acetyl-beta-D-glucosaminide beta-(1,3)-galactosyltransferase activity. Gene Ontology annotation, cellular component: membrane. The coding region runs from base 315 to 1481 and encodes 388 amino acids. The transcript is spliced from 4 exons.